AUCAGUGUCCAGUCGCAGGGUGUGGGGAGAGGACGUGUGAGCGAGCGCGCGCCGGGGGUGUUUUGGGGGUUCUUGGCGUUAUUUCAUUCUAAAAUAACGAACAAGAAAUUGUUUCCAAACAUCACGAAGAAAAAGAGACAUAGAAAAAGAGUGAAUGAAGAACAGAAAUAACAUAAUGAUGGAAAACGGAUGAAAAGCGAGGAAUUGAAGAACAAAUUGAGUGAACCAAAGGAGAGACAAGAAAAAACAGAAUAAUAAAACGGUAGAAAGAACAACAAAAAAUCCAUUAAAGACAGGAAAAGGUUGAUAAAAAAUCAUAAAGCUGAUUUUCGAAACCAUGUAGAUAAAGAAAACGAGAAUCACGACAACGAUGGAAUAGCAGAGGAGAGACUCAACUAUUUCUCGGCGAGGAGGCAACGGCAAGAAUUCAGUUCUGCUUCAAGAUUUUUUCCCGCCAAAAUGGACACGGCGUCUAUUGAUUCCUUCUGGUCCGAGACCCGAGUGGACUCGUCCUGGCUAGGUCGCAGUGACCUCAGAAGCCUCAACAACCCUGACCCAGCGCCGGUGCUUGACCUCGAUGCCCUGCAAGUGGCGCUCACGAGACUCGACCACUCGUACCAGAAGGGCAAGGCAUCGGUAGGACGCAGCGGGGCCCUCAGUCAUCGACGUCCGCCCUCCAGGGGAUCUCGCAGCUCAAGGAGGUCCUCGGCUGACAGUCUCCAUCUGCUUCUUGACCAGCAGGAAGUGGAGGAGGACCUGGUGGUGCCCAGGGUGGUGAAUAUCGAGGUACAGCUCGAAAACAGUAGCAAGGAAGAAGAGGACGCACGGAAGAAGUCCCGAAUCGAGGACGAUCCCCCGAGUGCGAGCAGAAAGAGCGAGGCAAGGCCGAGCUUUUCAGAGGAGAAGAACGAGGUUCCUACGCCCUCGAGCGCCAAGGCAGAGGAGGAUAGAGCGUGGGAAGGAAGCUGCUGCAGCAGCGUUGACCACAGAAGCGAGAUCAGAAGGAGGCUCUUCGAGAGUCGUCACCGAAGGUCAGGUGCUCUUGUAGGAGGAUCGAACCCUCUGCUCAAUCACUUUUCCUCCGAGGCUGAGGAAUCCUACAGGAGAAUAAAAGAGGAGGUGACAAGGCUCGCGGCGAAGAGGAGAUCCUCAAGCGACAUCAGCGGCUCACGGCCUCCGAGUGAGAGUGAAGCCACACACGACCACAAGCAACAGCUCAGGCGGUGGAGUGAAGAGCGAGACUCAUCCUUCCUCGAAUCUGCCAGCGUCACCCUUGGACGAGAAGGCGAAGACAACCGAUCCUCCUCCGAGGCCGACGUUGUCAUCAGCGACAGAGAAAGCAUAGCUGACUCCGGCCUCGUCAACCGGCGGACGGUCAUCACCAUCAACGAGAAGAAGAGCAAGUCGGCGACCAGCCUCACCCCCGAGGACUCGACGCCUCUGUGGAUCAGGGACCUCCAGACCCGACGCUCGCUGCGCUUGGGAGGGAAGGACGAGGCCGCUUCCAACUCGAGGGUCAUCCCCAUCCACAUCGACCCUGACUUUGAUGGCGGGAUAAAUGUAUCAAUCGUAAGCCAACCGGACCCAUCACGGCGAGACAGCACGUCGCGUAUGUAUGUGCGCCAAAGUGACUCUGAGAACCGUCCUUCCAGAGCCAGCGCCUUCAACGUCAGGAGGACGAUCGAGAAGAGGCAGAUCCAGCAGGAAAGACGCGAGAGGAAAGCUCUGAGAGAACAGAUCAGAGAGCAGCUUAGAAGUCUCUCCGAGGGACGAGAGCGUAAGGAUUCCUCAGGAAGCCACGGGUCGUCUGUCCACCUCAGCCAGAACUCGGUGAGGUCCAAGUCUAUGAGCUCACUGGACCAGGACGACGACUUUCGAAGUGAAUCCCCAUUGUUCAAAGUCCAGUCCAGUCCGACGCUCGAAAAGGAGAAAGAGGGAGUCCGCAGCUACCUAUUUGGUGCAACAAAUCUCACAGAAAGUGGCGAGUCAUCCUGUGCAGGAAUUCCUAAAACCAAGGAGGAACCGAAAGUCAUCAGGAGAGAAAGAGACAACACAGAGUGUGGUAGUGGCGAAUGCAAGGAAGUACAAGAACGGCCCAAGACGUAUGCUUUUGAACGUCCAGAUCUCUGGCAGUGGACUCAGUCGUGGGAUUCUCUCAAAACUGCCCAGCAAGAAGUGAGAGAAACAAAGUCUAGGUCUGUCAGCAAGUCUGUGGAUUCUGUUCAAGGUUCUAACAAAGAAGGUAGUCGUUUGUCGUGCCAAGAAAGUGCUUCAUCACUUAGAAAUUCUAAAAGGGAUAAAAAAAUCAAGAAAGCAGGAAAAACUGAGCAAAACGUACCCAACAGAAUAGCGGAUGUGAAAGAUCCUCCAGAAGCAGAUUGUUCAUUCAUUUCUCCUCGGAAAGAGUCGGAACACUGUGAAAAGGAAUCUCUCGCCUCAGUAGAGCAGUUGGAUCCGCCAGAAGCUUCUGCUCGGCCUGUUCCGCCUCCCAGAAGAAAGAAGCUUAGUCUGUCCGCAGGUCACAUCACGCUGGAGGCUGAAGAGAAGCCCAACUGGAUCCGCCUGGCGAAGGAGCGCCGGAGCCUUCGAUCCACCAGGCAGGUAGAGGAUCUAUCGGAUCGAGCCUCAACCACCGCCAGCAAGGAGCCAGAGUGGGUUGCUCGAGCCAGGAAGAAGCUUGAGGCCUUGAAUGUGACACUCACAAGCACCACAGACUUUAAUUCUGUGAGCUCCCAUGUCACGGAGUCAUCUUCUGCCUGGAGUCGUGGUGGUUUGGAUGCUCUGGAUGAUCUGAGGGAGGAAACGUCACGGAUCGGUGAAGAACUGGCAGUGGAAGCUUCUGCUAGAGUGAACGAGGAUCUUGGGAUUAAGGAUUCUUCCAGAAUGAUAGAACACAACACAGAACGUUCCCGGGAACCUUCGGCAGAAAGGCCAAGGGUCUCAUUUGAUGCAUCUUCUGUGGAUGCUUCAGAAACAGCAGAUUCCAGCCGCAGAUAUCGCACGCGGAAGUCACAGAAAGAUGAAGUUCGCUUUGGGGACUUGAAACACGACUGGGGUGGUGUUCAGAGCAAGUCUUCCAAGAACACUGGAGGAAAACAAAAAGAGAUGCGGUUUGGGGAGAUUCAGGUAAAGGAGACGCUGCAGGAGCCUCCUUCGCCAGAAAAAUCAAAGGAAAUGAGGUUUGGAGAUCACAUGAAAUCCCAGCCAAGCCAGAAGACCCAGAACCAUUCGAGUUCAGCUUCAGGGACGCGGCCAGUGAUGCGCUUUGGGGAUACGCCAUUGAAUCUGUUCCCGGCACCAGAAGCCAAAGUUAACCAGAACAGCUCCAAGUUUGAGUCCAUUGCUGGUCCAGAUCCCACCAAAAUGACAGCUGAACAGCUCAACCAAAAUGUCGAGGAGUAUGAUUUCCCAAUCCCCACAGGCAAAGAAGAUGCAAGUGAGCUAAUGCGAUUCCUGGAGGAAAGCUUAAGGAAGACAGAAGUAGUCCCAGAAGUUGUGACCGUUGACGACCAUCGACCGAAGCCCAAGAGCAUCCUGAAGAGGAGGUCGGUGGAGAACGUUCUGCACGAGCUGAAGCGGGAAGAGAAAUGCGAGUGGCUCCAAAAGGUAGAGCACCGGAAGAGCGCGUCGUUUGACUGGGACUCUGUAGGUAAGGGAGCGGAGGCGAGCUUGGACACUGGUCACACCCGACACUCCGGGUCACACCACAAGCCCAAUAGAGACCACCAUAGCCAACAUCCAAUAGAUCUGAUGAAUAACAACAGCAGUAAUAACAAUUUCAAUAACUUUCACAAUAAACAGUUACAUGAUAACCUAACCACCACAACAGCACCAACAAUGGCAACUAAUGGCAGCUUCUUUAAUGUUAAACUCCGGCAUGUCUCAUCUAACAAGCGCGAACAACCAUCACUCACUAACGACCACACGCUUCGCUUCCACCUUGAGCAGUUGCAAUACAGGCGGUCACAUGGUACAGCUGACACACAUGCUGAGGACAUGGGGGAUGUCCCCUGCAGGGCCUCGCAAGGACAAAGAGGCAUCAGGAGAGGGUCAAGGGGCGGUGACAGCCACGGUUCCUCUUCAGCCUCCAGCCAGGAAUCUCUCUCAGACACAGGAGGAGGAGGAGGAGGAGAAGGAGGAAGAGCUGUGGGUCAUUAUCGCACAGGGGAAGAAGAGGAGGAAGAGUUGGGGAGAAGAGAAGAGAAAAAGGAAGAAGUGAGAAGAAGGUCGACUAGCAGGAACAGUAUCCAAGUCUUAGAGAAUGGCAAGGCAAGAAGAGACAGAAGCAGAGCCGAAUCAAAGAGAGAGAGAGACUUUAAAAGGUGCGAAAAGGAAGAGAAGGAGGAGCAGAUGGAGGGAAAAAGAGACACGAGAUUAAGGGAAGUCCUCCAUAGGGUCUCAGAUCCUCCUGCUUCAUCUUGGGGUUCCUGCAGGACUGGAAGAAGCUUCAGUGCAACAGAGCUACACGAAUCCGUCCAAGUCUCUUCUGAGUCGUCGUUAGUCUCAAGACCGGACCAGGAGGACCACCUUUCCACUUCUCUGCAAGAAGACUGCAGCCAAAGAAAGGAUCGGAUUUCAGAAACAGUCAACGAAAUCACAAAUGAAAAGAACGCUGUGUCGGAACCAUCACCAAACGACCAUGCUUCCGAUGUCCAAGAUUCGACCCAAAAAAGUUUGGAUCCUCAUUCCCCUGAGGCUUCAGUGCCUGCUGUCCUUACACCCCCAGUUGAGGAAGAAGUCGACCUAGGAAAGGAAAGUCACAAGAGCGAGGAAGUCCCCCCAAGGGAAGUAAUAAAUAUAGGAUCUCAGCAAGGACUAACAACACAAAAAAACACACCACAUAAAACUUACAUCGCUUCCUAUCAUCUAACGUCACUGUCAUCAUACAAGAGCUUUCCAGACGCCCCAACCGCCUCCUCUCCCGCCCCGGGUGAGCAGGGUGACUCCCCCGCCCAGGCCCCCAAAGAACGAAGAUCUUCAGGCGCCGACAAGGAGGUCCAGUCUUCCGGCACCUUCGUCUCACAGCACACAAUGGAGAUCCAGGGAGCGAAGUCUCCAGCGAAGGUCUUCAGCUUCACCUUCAGUCCCACUCAGACCACACGACCAGAGACAGUCCUUGCAGACUUCGAAGGUCCUUCCAUAAUUCCAGCAAGUGUUCGUGAGGAGGUGGAGGUGGAGAAAGAGGAGGUGGGAGAAGAGGAGGAGAGGGAGGAGGAGGUUUCUCGCAAAGUGCAGGAGAAGAACAUUCAUAGGAGUGACGGCAGGAGAGUUUUCACAAUAGUGACGAAUCCUAAUGAUGUGAGAAAGAACAUUGAGAAGAGCAACACCAGCGUCUCCCCUGCAGCUGAAGGCUCAUCAAGCAAGUCCAGAAACAUCAAGAUAAAUAUUCAGAAUGAGAAAACGGUGAGCUCGAAGUCUCCAGAAAUUCCAGCGAAGCCUUCCUGGAUGAAGCUUGUGACCCAGAACCUUUCCAACAGCAGUGAGAGGCGAAGGUCAGAGGACAAAGUUCACGAUGGAAGUUCCUCAAAGAUGAAGGUUCAGCAAGUAACUGUAGAAGUUGUGGAUGAUGAAGAGCCACGAAAACGUAGGUCAGCGAAGGAAGAUGAAAGGAGAAGAAGCAGUUUGAUGGAAUGGGAAGCACUGCAGCGACAGAGGCUUGAAGAUGAGGAAAGGAAUCGCAUAAACAAGAACCUGUCAAUGAAACCAGUUUCAACAAAAAUCAAGGAGUUAGUCAAAAUGCAUGGGAGUUUCAUGUCUAUGUUUAGUAAGGACAAGAAAACUGACAUUAAUGGCACAGUUGAUGGGAAGGAUGACAUUGUUUUCCGCAAAGUGACAUCGGAAAACUCAAGCUAUGAAUUAAACAACGAAGCAGUGAAAGACACCACAGUUCCUAUGAAAUCUCCUUAUAUAGUCAGAAAGUUACUCUCACCCGUGAAACAGCCAAUCCCUCAGGAGGUGACGCCUCCCCAGCGGUUAAGUCGGAAGGAUGCAGCUAAGGGCACUCCAUCCUCUCACAAGAGUCCACGCGUUUCACGGAGGGACAACUCCAGAUCAAGGUUGGCUGAAGGAAGGAGGGAUGCUUCUCCUCACAAGUCUGUGUCAGAAAAUAACAGAGAGUCAGUGAAUAUGAAUGGUCAUCAUAGACACGCCUCUAGUUCACCAUCCUCCAGAUACAGGAAAACUUCUACAAAAGACUCAUCUUUAGAAUCCACAAGCAGGAGCAGGGACAGAGAAUCCUCAACAAGACCCAGCAGAGUUUCACAGUCACCAUCUAGAAAUCCUGAAGUGAAGGCGAGACACAAAGACGCAGCUCACACCCCCAAGUCACCAAGAAAGGCUUCGGCAUCAGUCGACUUAGAAGAGAAAUCCAGAACGAAUCCACCUUCAAAGGAAGGAAGGGUGAAAGAACUAAAGUCACAAAGGGAAGAGUAUGACGCAAAUGGAGAGGUGAGUGACGGCUCAAAUUCCUUUAGCUACGAGAGAAGGAGGAGCGAAGGAAGAUCCAGUAUAAAGGAUCCCCAGAAGAGGAAGGAAUGGCUCAACAGGAUGCUCAACACCAUUUCUUCCGAUCACCUCUCGGUCUUAGAAGACAAGGACCAGAUGAGCAGCGAGAAUCACCUUCAGCCACCUCCGAGUCCAAGGAAAACGCAUGACAGACAAUUGGAUAUAAAAGACGUUCCUAGUGCUGAACUGAAAGAUUCUGCUUCUCUUGACCCUCCAGCUUCCUCGUCUCCUGCUCCCACUCCCCCAGCCAGAAAGUCCUCCUCAAAGGGCUUGAGUGCUGACCCCCUCACCUCCACUCCUAAUAAACCUAAAUUCACAUCUUCGUAUCUCUCCUCUCAUCCUGUGCCAUCCAGUCCGCUGUCUCCUAUCAAGCCUGCAGUGCCGAAUAAACCAGCUAGCGUGAUCUUAAGCAAACCCUCUGUUGUGGCCUCGGAUGUUCCCACUUCCUCUGCCAAGCUCAGUCCUUCCCUUCCUGACACCCCCAGCUCUCUCAGAUCCUCUUUGAGGGACACCCUUCAGUCUGAUUCUUCAUACCGCCGGGGACCAGUGAGUCUCUCCUCCAUCUUAGGCGAUCAGUCCUCACGCUCGUCCUCGAGAACCUCUACCCCCCUCACCUCGCCCAGAGCCACUCCCGAGCGGGUCAUCAAGAAGGACUCUCUCGACCAAGUUCCUAAACUCGAUGUGAUUCCUGAGUCAUCUUUGAGAUCUUCAGUUUUAAAUACUCCAGAGUCAGUUGGUAAGGCCUCGGAACCUGUCUUAAGAUCCCCUGAGUUGGCCUUAAAAGCCCCAGAGUCUGUUUUAAGGGCUUCUGAGGCAGUGCUAAGAACUGCAGAAACAUUUACAUCUGCCACAGAAACAACCUUGAGGACUGCAGACUCGGAUUUGAAAGCUCCAGAAUCCGUUUUAAGAGCCUCAGACUCAAGAACACCAGAGUCUGUCUCAAGAGCGUCAGAGUCAGUUCCUAGAGCUUCUGCGGUAGUUUCGAGAGCAUCCGAUUCAGUGCUUAGGUUGUCCGGGAGAAGAUCGGACCCUUUGUGUGGCGAGGACCAAAAAGAGAACAUUGCACCAAGUCCGAGCCCCGUGAGAUGUACUGACGCCAAAGCCAACAAAGUUAUGGAAGAAGGAAGGACGAGUAGCAAUUUCUCACCUUCUUCCUAUAGAUCUUCUUUUAGAUUAAGAGAGAGGAGCGAGGAGAGAAGGGAAGAAGACAAAAAAGUAAGUGCAAAGAAUAAUGCUAAUAGUUCUUGGCGUCCCACAUCAUAUAAACCUUUCACCUUUGGGAAGCCAUCAGUAACACUGAAGGCUAUGACAACAGGUGUAGAUCCACAAAGAGUGUCUACAUCUAAGAACUCAAACACAAAGAGAGAACAAAAAACAGACACUUUCACUUCACAAAAUUUACAUACCCACACUGUGUCAGAAGAGACAAAGGCCAUUAAUAGAAAGACUAGUAGAACAGAAACUAAUUUAUCGUCGCCUGAGAAAAAGGAAGAUCAAAUAUCAAAAAGGUUUUCGGCCGAGAGGAAAUCCUUGCGCUCAAGAAUUAGUACAAAUGAUUUGCAGAAAACAGAGAACAAGACAACAAAAAGUUACGACGACAAAGCAUCCUCUUCCCCAGGGCCUUCAUCCACAUUCACAAGGUACUCGAAGGAUCGCACAUCCCUGAGGUCUCGCGAGUUAUCCGAGAGGUCGACUCCUGACAGGGACAGCAGCGGCCCUGUGUCCCUCUCCUCCAUCCUGACGAGGGACGUGGCCCCGAGAACGAGCACGGACGAAGAGCCGAGGGACUUCCAGUUCAAGCCGAACCUGUCCUUCUCAGACGAGCUCAACGACAUCACGCUCAAGUACCGCAAAGACCUUACGACGCGACGACCCUCUUCCGACGCGACCCACGACGACGACGACGACGACGACGACGUGUUCAGCCGCAACGACCCGACCCGAGGCUCCAGCGUCGAGCCCGAAUCGAAGGAGCCGUCGCCCGCGAGGGAGACCAAACCCAAGGGCCGCGAAAGGAGAACGAACAAGGACGGCGCGACCCACACCCCAGGCCGGGCCUCGAAGGAGAGCUCGCCUGCGCCGAAGGGCCUGCCGAAGUCGUCUUCGUCGAGCGGCUCCUCCAGCAGGCCCAAGACCACGAAGCUUGUGCGGAGGAACUCGAGCCUGAAGCGAAGCCGACCCGAAGAAGCUGGGGCGACUUCGAGGACCACGGCCAAGAAGGAGAGGAAGGACUCCGAGGACGACCCGGCUGACCUCAAGAGCGAGUCGAUCGUGCAGGAUCCGUCGGGCUGGACCAAGACCAAGACCACCGUCAGAAGGGCGAGGCUCGGGUCCUUCGAAAAGACACGCCAGAUUGCGAGGACAAGCAGCGGGAGGAACAAAAAGGAGAAGACCUUUAAGAUGGACGCCUCGAAGCAGCUGGAGGAGUGGGCCGCUGGGACGAAGGUGCAAGGGAAACUCAUGAAAAAGGAGGGCCAGAGGUUCAGCCACGAGACGGAGGAGGAGGUGAAGGGCGGCCAGAGGACCAGCAAGAGCGUCGUCAGGAGGGUCGUCCGCCGUGGGUCCCGGAGGCUGUCUGGAGGAGGAGAGCUUCUGACGGAGACCAAGGAGACGUCUUCGGCAGGAGCCAAGAAAGAAGGUCAGAGCGACAAGCCCGACGCCAAGACGAGGUCAAAGGACGACCCGGAAGGAGGUCAGCAGCUAGUGGCCCUGCCUCCCGCCGACGAUGGCCUCUCCCGCAAGAUGAAGACCUCCACGGACGGCGAAAGGUACAUGACCCAGAGCGUGAGCAGCAAGGGCGGCAAGACGACCUUCACCACCGAGGGGGUCAACAACAAGACCACGAACUCGGUCGAGGUCAUCGGAGGCGAGGAUUUCGAAGCCAAGCGCCACGUCCAGGGCAAGACAGGUCACAGGGUCGUCGUGGAGAGUAGUAACGACACCACGGGACGACCUUCCACGGUUGUCAAGAAGGUCACGUCCCAGUCCAGGGUCGUUAUAACAAAAACAAAAAGGAAAAUUCCUGUUGUUGUGUGAAGGCGAAGGAGAUAGAAGAGAAACGAUAAAGAAGAGAUAAGAAGAGAGGCGAGAAAAGAAGAGAAGAGUGAGGAGAUAGAAGUGCGAUAAGAAAAGAGAAGAGAAAUAAUUGAGAAGAAAGGUUAAAGAGAAGAGAGAAAAGAAAAAGAUAAACAAGAAGACAAAAAGAAAGAUAGAAACACAAGAAAAGAAUCAGAAAGAAUUAAGAAAAAAAAAAAAAAAAAAACACAUGAAAGAAUCAGCUGUUAAUUUAUUUCUUAUCUUGAGCUCAAUAUCUAAGAUAAAGAUUUUUUUUUAUAGAAUUUGUGCAUUUUUAUACUUGAGUGAAAGUCAUUUUAAAACAGGCAGUGAUGAAGAAAAAAAAAUUAAAGUGAAUGAUUUCUGUGAAAUAUAAUUUGUGAAUAUUAAAUAAAAAAAGGUACAAAAUUAAGACAAGGAAUGACCGACAAAGACUUAAAAUAAGAAACAUAUAAAUAAUAAGUGAUAAUGUGUGAAUAAUGAUUAAUAAUAAUAGCAUAAUGUGAAGGGAAAGCAAAAGUUCCUCUUUAUGUCUCAACAAACAUGUUCAUGACGAUACUUUGUUAUUUUUUACAAUUGCUAAGUAGACACUUACAAAAUAAGUAGAUACUUACAAAACAAUUUUUUUUAACAUACUAAUUGUUAAAUAUAACGCAUUUAAUUUUUACUAGUCUGUGAUAUCAUGCUGUGUGUACUGAAAGUUAUUUUUUUUUUUACCUUUUUUAAAAAACAAGAAGGAAAUAUUCGAUUAUGCAUUUCUUUCUCUUUAAUGAUAGCAUUUGGUAUGGACUUCAGUACGCAUCACUCACCUAUGCUCACUUUAUUCUGACAUUUAAUAAAUAAUGGAUAAUGAUAUUCGUAUAAUAAUAAUGUUAUUGUAUUGUGGUUAAUUUCUGUGUAAAUAUGGAGCCUUUUUUUGUACUUUCUUGUGGUGAUACUUGGAUAUAUGUGUUUUUUUUUUCUCGCCUAUUAUGUAUUAAUUGUGAUUUGUCACAGUGCAGCUUUUUUUUUUUUUUUGGCAACGUCCCUCCACCCUCCCCCCCAUCCUCUUAAUUCUGUUACAUGCUUCACGUUUUCUAUAGCAAUUCGGUUUUAGUAGCCACGUCCAUGCUAAGAUGUGGGUUGGAGUAGAAGUUUUUCUGCAAUUAAGGUUUCUUCAGUCCGGGUGUCGAUACACUUGCACGCACACACACGGUCAAGAUAUACAGCAAGUAAAUAGACAAAGGUACACUCUGUUAGUGAGGGGUGUUUGAGCAUACAUGCAGAGGCACCUAAUCAUUCACACACAAAAACACACGCACACGUACACGUACACACACACACACACACACACACACACACACACACACACACACACACACACACACACACACACACACAUAUACACACAAGUAC
This is a messenger RNA of Penaeus monodon (black tiger shrimp), 10953 nucleotides long. Its product is annotated as serine/arginine repetitive matrix protein 2-like. The coding region runs from base 460 to 9540 and encodes 3026 amino acids. The record is from RefSeq and is a predicted model, not a curated record. The transcript has 12 exons. Lineage: Eukaryota; Metazoa; Arthropoda; Malacostraca; Decapoda; Penaeidae.